AUGAUGCCCACCACAACUGUCUCUCAACUGAUCCCUGCACUGGCUAAUCCUUCAGACUUCGGUACGAUGAGCCACCCAGUUCAUCCUCUCUCGCCAAUGCUGGCCUCACCGUUUCCAAAUGAACCUGAUAGCGUUCGUAGAGUCAAUGCGGCAGCUUUGGCAUCAAAUCCAUUGUUCGUGAGUGCGGUGGAGAACGCCACAGCGGCUGCUUUGAUUUCCAAGCUUGCCACUGCCCUUUCGCAUGUAAAUGACUCAAUGGUCCAAUCACUAGCCAACAAAGAUUCCACUGAAUCCGUUGCUUCUGCACUAACGGAAGCAGUGCAACUGUUGGCAGCGAUGACAGCGCCAACAGUCAACUUGAAUAAAUCUGUCUCGAAAGUUCCUCAGGGCAUUAAACGAACGCCAUCAGAUGUGCGUGCGCCUUUACUUAACCCGACAGCUCCUGAGUCAAGCACAUUGUGUGCAACUGCACUAGAAAACGCCCCAUUAGCUACCCUGGUUGCUCCGGAGGCUGCUGCUCUCUCGAGUGAACUGAAGUCAAUAGCCCAGGGAUUGGCAAACAACGAUGUGACUGACUCGCUCCUUUCUGCACUAAAUCAAGCAACCCAGAAGCUGGCAACAAUAACAGGCGUCACUAUCGAACUGAACAGUUCGGUGGCCCAAAUGAUGGCUGACUAUGCAGUCACUGGGUAG
This is a messenger RNA of Mesocestoides corti, 693 nucleotides long. Lineage: Eukaryota; Metazoa; Platyhelminthes; Cestoda; Cyclophyllidea; Mesocestoididae. The record is from the annotation of a GenBank genome assembly.